AUUGUGAGAGCACCUCUUGAAAAGAAGAGUAUUUAUAGGAAACCUAAAAAUCCUGAAUUCAGAAUUUGUUUUUCCUCACUGGAAAGAAAACUAAACCAGAACUGUGUGAAUUUGUUGUUUUAUAAUUGGAAAGACUGAAGUGUGGAUUUGGGAGACCACUCACUUAGGGAAGUUGAUGUGGCAAAGGCUUUGGCAAGUCAAUAAAGCAGAAAUAGAUGUUUUUCUGGAAAUUUCUUGCUUUCUCGAUGAUCCAACGGGUGUUGGCAACUUGAUCUUUGGUUCCUCUGCCUCUUCUAAAUCCAGCUUGAAUAUCUGAAUAUAGAUAGUUGCUGGAAAGAACACUGACAACUUCAGUGCAAAAUGAAGUUCCUUCUGUUGCUUUCAGUCAUUGUGUUCUGCUGGGCUCAGUAUGCCCCACACACCAAAUCUGGACGGACAUCUAUUGUCCAUCUGUUUGAGUGGCGCUGGGUCGAUAUUGCUCUUGAAUGUGAGCGAUACUUAGCCCCCAAAGGAUUUGGAGGGGUUCAGAUCUCCCCACCCAAUGAAAACGUUGUGAUUACUGACCCUUCAAGACCUUGGUGGGAAAGAUACCAACCAGUUAGCUACAAGUUAUGUACAAGAUCAGGAAAUGAAAGUGAAUUCAAAGACAUGGUGACUAGAUGUAACAAUGUUGGUGUCCGCAUUUAUGUGGAUGCUGUAAUUAAUCAUAUGACUGGAAGUGGUGUGAGUGCGGGAACGAGCAGUACUUGUGGAAGUUACUUCAACCCUGGGACUAGGGAUUUCCCAGCAGUCCCAUACUCUGGUUGGGAUUUUAAUGAUGGAAAAUGUAAAACUGGAAAUGGAGAAAUUAAGAGCUAUAAUGUUGCUUAUCAGGUCAGAGACUGUCGUCUGGUUGGUCUUCUUGAUCUUGCAUUGGCGAAAGAUUAUGUGCGCUCCACAAUUGCUGAAUAUCUAAACCGUCUCAUUGACAUUGGUGUAGCAGGUUUCCGAAUUGAUGCUUCUAAGCACAUGUGGCCUGGAGACAUAAAGGCAAUUUUGGAUAAGCUGCAUAAUCUAAACACAAGCUGGUUCCCUGAAGGAAGUAGACCUUUCAUUUACCAGGAGGUAAUUGAUCUGGGUGGUGAGACAAUUGCAAGCAGUGAGUACUUUGGAAAUGGCCAUGUGACAGAAUUCAAGUAUGGUGCAAAACUAGGCACAGUUCUGCGCAAGUGGAGUGGAGAGAAAAUGGCUUACUUAAAGAACUGGGGAGAAGGCUGGGGUUUCAUGCCUUCUGACAGGGCACUUGUCUUUGUUGAUAACCAUGACAAUCAGCGAGGGCAUGGAGCUGGGGGAGCAUCUAUUCUUACAUUCUGGGAUGCUAGACUGUACAAAAUGGGCGUUGGAUUUAUGCUCGCUCAUCCCUAUGGAUUUACACGAGUGAUGUCAAGCUACCAUUGGACAAGACAUUUUGAGAAUGGAAAAGAUGUUAAUGAUUGGAUUGGGCCACCAAAUAAUAAUGGAGUAAUUAAAGAAGUUACUAUUAAUCCGGAUACUACUUGUGGCAAUGGCUGGGUCUGUGAACAUCGAUGGCGUCAAAUAAGGAACAUGGUUAUAUUCCGUAAUGUGGUUGAUGGCCAACCUUUUACAAACUGGUGGGAUAAUGGUAGUAACCAAGUAGCUUUUGGAAGAGGAAACAAAGGAUUCAUUGUUUUCAACAAUGAUGACUGGGCAUUAUCUGCAACUUUGCAAACUGGUCUUCCUUCUGGUACAUAUUGUGAUGUUAUUUCUGGAGAUAAAAUUGGUGACAAUUGUACAGGAAUUCAAAUCAAUGUUUCUUGUGAUGGUAAUGCUUAUUUUUCUAUUAGUAACUCCGCUGAGGAUCCAUUUAUUGCAAUUCAUACUGAAUCUAAAUUAUAAAAUGUAAAUUAAAUAUAUAUAUAUAUAUCCAGAGAAAUAAAGUUUAUUUUAUUAUAUAUGUAAUAUAUAACUUCAUAAUUCAUUAAUUUUGGUAAAAGCUAUAAUAAGUAAUCAGCUUGAACAACUCAGAAAAGCAUAAAAAAUUAUAAUUAUUAGACAGUCAACAUUUUGUUUCAUUUUGAAGAUUCUCAUUAUGUUAUUUGUCAAAAGAAUUUCUAAGAACUCAGAAAGGCAUGUUGAAAAAUAUGUUUGUUGCCAUUAACACCAUUUGCCCAGCUAUGUAUCUCUAAUCCACAUCUGUAUUUCUUACAUAAAAUGUUUCUAACAGAAGCACAGCAUAGCUGAUUUAAUGAUGAUUCCUAUACAGUCAUACAAGUAUAACACGGGUAUUUUUCACAAUGUAAAGACCCUUUCAUGAUUAAGAAGUUAAAAAAUAAAAGAAACAAAUUAUGUAGUCUAUAAUUCUUAAUUCUCUUGAGCUCACAGGUAUCUUCUCCUACUUUAUAUUCUUUCUUCUUUUUCUUUCUCUUUCCAAUAGCUUUAACAUGAUGAUGUUGUAUGGCUUUUGUUCCAUCUCCUAACCCCUAAUAUGGAUGUAUGUUUAGGUAGGGCUCUCAUGGCACCCUAUACUCAGAUUUUCUUCCUGAUAUUUCAGCUAUUUAUUCUCCUUCACUUUGAUUAUAAAUUUGAAAUUUAUUAAGUCUCUCAUCUAGGUAUUCUUAUAACUCUCAGUUGUUUUAUUUUCAUGAUUAAAUAAGAAAAUAAAAGCCAUAUCUUGGAAACUCUCUUUUAACCCAUAAAUCUUGUAUCUAUACUUGCCCCUAUCAUUUUCUUCUCUCAUCCUAUCAUAAUGAGCAUAGAGCACUUCAUUUUACCAAAGUCCAUGCCCUCCAUUUUCACCUUUUUGAGGACUUUAUUUCUUAGAUUAUCCCUUUUUUUCUGACUUAACAAUCUUUCUUUUUUUUUUUCUGAAAAAUCAGUCCCCUCUCUCAGCUAGAUAAAACACAUGGCCCUCAAUUUUUCUCUUCCUUGUCAAACUCCUGUUUUCAUGACACAGUCUCAACAUCCUCAACACCAGUCAUUUUUCAUCUCCUUACUCCAGUUUCCAUCAUUACUUCAUUUAAUCUGCUCUUGUCAGCAUAAUCAAAAAUAUUUUUGUUACUAAUACUAUGUAUUCCUUUAUCCUCAUCUUGCUCUGUCUCACUACAUUAUUCAAUAUGGAGAGACACUCUCACUUCCACUCUUCCUUUGGUCUCUAUGAUUCUACUCUCUCCUUAUUUUCCUUCUCUCUUACUGAUUGCUCUUUUUCAGGUUUGUUUGUUUGUUUGUUUUAAUUGGAUUAGCUUCUGUUUCACCUAAGAACUCAGUUGGAUCUAAUUAUCUGUCUCUCUAACCUCUCUCAAAGUGAUUGCAAUCAUUUCCAUGGAUUUAAAACACAUUGGCAUAGAGACCUGAAUCUGCCAACCAGAUCUCUUCUUCACCUUUACAUUUACAACAGAUGCUUCACAUCUCUACUUCAGAUUUCACAGAUAUCUCAUACCUGACAUAUCCAGAAUGAGACCUUGAAUUUUGUCUUCAACAAACCUUUUGAUACUCCGUGCUGCUCUGUUUCACCACUUACUUAAAAACCUGGGAUAUUUCCUUGAUUUUUUUCCCCUUUCUCUUAACUUGCCCUAUUCACCCACAUAAACCUUAAAUCUACUAAUUUUUAUUCAAAAUAAUUCUUAAUUCCUUGCACUUCCUUUCCUGUAUCCUCUUCAUUUUUCUUGCCUGUGUUCCAAAACAAUUUGUAUCCUAUUUGUACUGUUUUACUUCCUCAACUGAUUUACUGCAUUCCCUGAUAGCUCAGUUGGUAAAGAAUCCACCUGCAAUGCAGGAGAUGCUGGUUCAGUUUCUGGAUUGGGAAGAUCCGCUGGAGAAGGGAUAGGCUACCCACUCCAGAUUCUUGGGCUUCCCUUGUGACUCAGCUGGUAAAGAAUCCACCUGCAUUGCAGGAGACCCGGGUUCAAUCCCUGGGUUGGAAAGAUCCCCUGGAGAAGGGAAAGGCUACCUACUCCAGUAUUCUGGCCUGAAGAAUUCCAUGGACUGUAUAGUCCAGGGGAUCACAAAGAUUUGCACAGGACUGAGUGACUUUCACUUUCAGAUUGAGUUCUUAAAAAAUAUGUACCCGACUCUGUUCUGAGACUGAGGAUUCAAUAAUGACCAAAAUAGAAUACUAUCUCAUAGUAUUAUGAUGAGUUGGUAAGAAGGAAAAUAUAGAAAGUCAUGACAAUAAGAGGGGAAUUUGACUAAUCCUGGAUAAACAUCUUUGUAGAAGUGGCCUUUGAUCUGAGAUUUGAAUGAUAAAUUUGUGUUAGUUAGGGAAAGAGGUGAGAAAAGAACCUUCCAAGUAGAAGAGGCAGAAUUUCCUAGCUGGGUGAAGGAUCUGGGUGAGUUUGAGUAACUAAAGAUUAGAGAGGAGAGUCUGGGAGAAGAGGCUUCAGAUGCAGACAAGUGUAACCAUCCUGUGAAGAAUUUUGGCCUUUUAUCCUAAGAUAAGUGAUAAUCCACUGCUGGAUUUUGGAAAGGUGGUAGUGCUGGUGGUGGUUUUCUAAUUUGAAAACAUCACUCUGGAUGCAUAUAGAGAAUUGAAUGAUUAGAGAAAGGGCUAAAGUAGAUGCUAAUAUUGCAAUGAGCCCCUCCAUAAUCAAAAGAAUAGGAAGUUAUGUUAGUCAGGUAUUCUAAUAGUAACAAUUUCAGUAGAUAUCUUUCAUGUUUUAUUUUCCUGGACAAGAUCUUUAAACUCUAGACAAAUAUCUUUCCUGUCAAAUACUGUUAUCCAAUAACAGAAAGCCUUUCAAAUAUCCUUUUUGACAUUUGCAACCUUAAAUUCAUAAUGUUCAUCUUCCUUUCCCUUCCCUGGGGGGCUAUAGACCUUAUUAUCAUGGUUUACUCGAUUUCUCUCUUAAAAGGGUCCUCUGGAUACAAUUUUAUAUAAAAGAAAGCAGGUGAUUCUGAUAUGUUACAAAACUGCUAUGAGUUGUUCCCAGGCCCUGGCUUGUGAUUAGUAUCCUUGC
This is a messenger RNA of Dama dama (fallow deer), 4952 nucleotides long. Its product is annotated as alpha-amylase 2B-like. Bases 361 to 1896 code for a protein of 511 amino acids. Gene Ontology annotation, biological process: carbohydrate metabolic process. NCBI's taxonomy places the organism in Eukaryota, Metazoa, Chordata, Mammalia, Artiodactyla, Cervidae. The record is from RefSeq and is a predicted model, not a curated record. Gene Ontology annotation, molecular function: cation binding; alpha-amylase activity. The transcript has 12 exons.